AUGUGGACGACACCUCUUAUUCUCCUUCUUCUUUCAUUCUACGGAAUUUCUUCUGAAGUCAUCCCGGAUGACCCUGGAUUCAUCGAUCACCUCUUCAAUGGAAUUAUUCCACCGAGAGCUCAUUUUCACGGAUUCCUCGCCCAGGAUAACAAUCGAGAAGUCGUUGAGAAGUUCCUUGCCCGUGUGACUCGUUCAAUCGAAUCCAAAGAUGCAUCAAUCAUUGGUGGACUAUUCCAACCUGGAUUCAUCUUCAAAGGAUGCAAGGGAACAUACAACAAGCAACAAGUCAUCGGAAUGAUCAGUCAGAUUCCAGCUGGCACCAAUUUCCAUUUCGUCUUGAAGACAGUCGAGGAUGACGGAGACUCCAUCAAGUACUCUGUAUCUGUAUCCGGAUUCGGGCCAUCUCCAUUAGAUGCUGAGUUCACUUUGAACAAGGUCGACCAACAAUUGCAUUGCGGAAGAAUUCCAGCCUGCCAGAAGACCCACUUCCACGGAUUCAUUGCUCACGACACCAUUGGAAACAUUCCACCGAGGGCUCAUUUCCACGGAAACUCGUUUGUUGGAGCCCAACCAGAAGACCCGAACUCGAUCAUGUCCAAAUUCAUCGAACAAAUGAGACAAGUGAUUGACGAUCGUAAUGCUACUGAACUGGCCAAACUCUUCGACGAUAAUUUCCGUUUCCAAGGCUGUCCUGAAGUAUACAGCAAAGCUGACGUCAUCGAGAAGUUUGCUACGAUUCCUUCGUUCCUGCCCGUCGGACUUAAUCUGAAAACAGCUGUAUGGAACAACCAGGGACAAAUCAUCUUCACCGUCACAAUCACUGUUUUUUCACAACCCGACACUGACUACGAGUUUGUAUUCUGCCCAUACAGAAACGUUUUGAAGUCUGGACGUCGUCCAAGUUGCGAAUCUGAAAGAUCCGGGGAACGUUCGCCGCAUCUCAUCAUUGGAAGAUCAAGCGGAGGUGAUCCACUGAGUUCAGAUUACAUCGUGCAAGAACUCUUGGACGGCAUGAAACGAACCAUUCGCUCCCGUGAUCCUAAAAAGAUCGGAGAGUAUUUUGAUGAUACAUUCACCUUCAAGGGAUGUCAAGGAACAUACACAAAAGAUGACACCGUCAAGAAGAUCACCUCAAUCCCUCCCGAGUACAACCUGGAAUUCAAACUGAAGUCUUCUAAAUUCAACUCCCAAGGACAAAUCGAGUACACCGUCUCCGUUUCCCUUCCUUCGAAAGACCCAAUCGAUGCUGAAUUCGUCUAUUGUCACUUCAAGCAUGUGUUGAAAUCCGGCGGAAUUUCCGCCUGUCCAGCUAGAAGAUUCGCUGAUUUCUAUUGA
Caenorhabditis remanei is the source of this 1335-nucleotide messenger RNA. RefSeq lists its product as uncharacterized. The transcript has 4 exons. The record is from RefSeq and is a predicted model, not a curated record. NCBI's taxonomy places the organism in Eukaryota, Metazoa, Nematoda, Chromadorea, Rhabditida, Rhabditidae. Bases 1 to 1335 code for a protein of 444 amino acids.